AUGUCUCAACAAAACGAGAACCAAAAUUCUGACACAACAUACACAAAGAUAUUCGUGGGAGGUUUGCCUAGGGUAACAAAAGACGAAGGCUUGAAAAGUUCCUUUCAACAAUUCGGAGAAAUUGUCCAUGUUAAUGUCGUCUUCGAUAAACAAACACAACGAUCAAAGGGCUAUGGCUUUGUCACGUUUAAAGAUGCUGAAUCCGCUACAAGAGCCUGCUUGAAUCCGAAUCCAAUCAUUGAAGGACAUAUAACCAAUUGCAAACUGGCUUCUGAUGGUGAUAACGUUAACCAUAACCAAUCCAACCAAACCGGUUUUCCUGACGAUGAUCUUUGUUGGUUAUCCCAAAGUUUUCGUCUAAGCCAGCAACAACCUUCAAUUCUUCAUCAACCAUUAACUAUUGGACCUUUUUGGUACCAUUAUUAUCCGCAAUAUGUUCCACAAUUUUAUCCAGAGACUUACCAAUAUGAUCCGCAAUAUUUUUAUCCGCAAUAUUAUCCAGAGACUUACCAAUAUGAUCAUAUGGUUAAUAACCAAACGGAUGGAGCGUAUCAUUCGACGAAUGCGGUCGAAGAAGAAUCAAGCAGCUUAGCGGCUACAGAGAUAGAGUUGAAGUUGCCUUCGACACCGAGCGCUUCGUCAACUAAACCUAUAAAUAUGACUACUGAUUCAAUGUCCGAUGGAAGCAGCCAGAGUUAG
Messenger RNA from Arabis nemorensis, 699 nucleotides. Lineage: Eukaryota; Viridiplantae; Streptophyta; Magnoliopsida; Brassicales; Brassicaceae. The record is from the annotation of a GenBank genome assembly.